Messenger RNA from Ostertagia ostertagi, 771 nucleotides. The record is from the annotation of a GenBank genome assembly. NCBI's taxonomy places the organism in Eukaryota, Metazoa, Nematoda, Chromadorea, Rhabditida, Trichostrongylidae.
AUGUCGGGGAAAGGAGAAUGCAGCGCAUGGGGUGGCAAAACCGCCUGGGGAAGGAAGGAAGAGGAUUGUGAGCCGAUCGUUUCUUUCGUGGAGAUAAUGAGUGAAGAUCUAGCUGAGACUUUGAACGAAGAGGAACGUCGCAAGGAGCAGGAACUCUUGGCAGCGAUUGCUGAAAGCGAAGCUGCGCCGGCGUACAGCAACGACGAGGAGAUGGCGAGGGAACUUCAGCGGCAGUUCGACCGUGAAUACGAGCUCGCUGUGAUUCUGGAGCAGGAGAAAAAGGGAAAGGCAGCAGCCACUGUCACAGUAACUCCUGAUCGCUACUACCCGAAAACGGCUCAAGAUUCUGACCUCUCGAGUGAUGACGAAGAUGUUAGACAAUUUGCCACCGAUUCGCUUUACGCUAAGUUAACCGAUGAUGUACCAACACCAACACGCGGUCCUGUGUUCCGCAAUGCGGAAGGAGAUAUGGUCACGAAACACGAUGCGAAUGCUUCGGCAAGACGAAACGCUGACAAAGCCAUGAAUGACAAAGUCAAUCUGGCAUUUGGUGACAUGCACAAGGAAAGUCAAAUGCAAAUCAACAGUCGUGUUUUCAAUUCGCUUCGUAAUUUCUCGAAGAGCGAGACAAAGCGCCAGCAUAAGCUCAAAGACAAGGAGGAAAAAGCUACUAUCGAUACUUCUAUGGAUGCGGUAACACGAUUACAUUUGUUCAAAUGGAUCAAUCAGGGCAUCUUUGAUAGCGUUGAAGGAAUCAUAGCGACUGGAAAG